CUCUCUCCCUCUUUUUCUCAUUUUCUCUCUGGUUCUCUGUCAAGCUAGCCAUGACAACUUAUGCUAGUGAUCAAUCUGAUCAUCAUCAUCACAAGGUGAACUUUGCCGCCAAUAGAAACUUUUCCACCGCGUUCAAAACCGACCUUAAGGAGACCUUCUUCCCGGAUGAUCCAUUCGGGCCAUUCAAGAAUGAGCCAUUGGCUCGUCGCGCCCAGAAAGCAAUACAAUAUUUUGUUCCAAUUUUUGGGUGGCUGCCCAAAUACAGUCUCUCUCUCUUCAAAUAUGAUCUUCUUGCCGGGAUCACAAUUGCUAGCCUUGCCAUACCACAAGGAAUCAGUUAUGCCAAACUUGCUAACAUUCCUCCCAUCAUUGGCCUAUAUUCGAGCUUUGUUCCUCCUAUUGUUUAUGCCGUUUUCGGAAGUUCAAAACAUCUCGCGGUUGGAACAGUUGCGGCCUGUUCUUUGCUUUUAGCUGCAACCAUUGAAGAAAAAGUGAAAGCAAAAGAAAACCCAACUUUGUACCUUCACUUAAUUUUCACUGCUACUUUCUUUACGGGUAUCGUCCAGACAGCUUUCGGUUUAUUAAGACUUGGAAUUUUGGUGGAUUUCUUAUCGCACUCGACGAUCACCGGUUUCAUGGGAGGGACUGCAGUAAUUAUUAGCCUACAACAAUUGAAGGGCGUGUUUGGAUUGAAGCACUUCACGACUCAUACAGAUGUGGUUUCUGUUUUAAAAGCACUUUUCAGCAAUACAAAGGAGUGGAGAUGGGAGAGCGCAGUUGUGGGUAUCAUAUUUCUUACAUUUCUCCAAUUCACCAAGUUCGUGAAGCAAAAGAAACCGAAGCUAUUUUGGGUAUCAGCUAUAUCUCCAAUGUUGGUCGUCAUUGUUGGCUGUCUUUUUGCUUAUUUUGCUCACGCGGAGAAACACGGCAUCCAAAUUGUGGGUGACUUGAAGAAAGGACUAAAUCCUCCAUCCCUAAAAGAUUUGAACUUUGAAGCCAAGUAUCUACCGGUAACUAUAAAAGCUGGGAUCAUCACUGGCAUGAUAGCUCUAGCUGAAGGAAUAGCUAUUGGAAGGAGUUUUGCUAUAAUGAGAAAUGAACAAAUAGAUGGGAAUAAGGAGAUGAUAGCUUUUGGUCUGAUGAACAUAGUUGGAUCUUUCACAUCAUGCUACUUGACUACUGGUCCAUUUUCAAAAACUGCGGUAAAUUUCAAUGCGGGAUGUAAGACUGCAAUGGCAAAUGUAGUGAUGUCAUUAUGUAUGAUGCUGACCCUCCUGCUCUUGGCUCCUCUGUUUAGCUACACCCCACAAGUGGCUCUUUCUGCGAUCAUCAUGUCAGCCAUGUUAGGGCUAAUAGAUUAUGAGAAGGUUUAUCACCUUUUCAAGACUGAUAAAUUCGAUUUCUGCAUUUGCAUGGCUGCUUUCUUAGGUGUUGCUUUCAUAAGCAUGGAUAUCGGCCUCAUGAUUUCGGUAGGGCUUUGCCUACUCAGAGCACUUCUAUAUGUGGCUAGGCCUGCCACUUGCAAGCUUGGAAAUUUACCAAAUUCGGGUUUGUUCCGCGACGUAGAGCAGUAUCCUGGUGCAAAGGAGUUUCCAGGGAUCCUAAUUCUGAAACUAGGUUCCCCUAUCUACUUUGCAAAUUCCAACUACAUCAAAGAAAGGAUUUUGAGAUGGGUGAGAGAUGAACAAAGCAUUACAGAAUCAAAAGGCAAUGACGUUGAGCAUGUCUUAUUAGAUUUGGGAGGAGUUACAUCCAUCGAUCAUACAGGCGUGGAAGCCCUAGGCGAAGUCCGAAGAAGCUUGGAAGCGAAAGACAUCAAGAUGGGAUUAGUAAAUCCUAGGAUUGAGGUGGUGGAGAAGUUGUCGGUGACGAAAUUCAUAGAUAAAAUAGGGAAGGAAUGCGUGUAUUUGUCAGUGGAAGAUGCAAUUGAGGCAUGCAGAUUUUCACUCAGAAGUUCAAAGCAAGAGAGUGGGCACUGGGAGGCCAAUGAUGCAUAAGAUAGAGGAGAGACAGAGGAUGGUCAUUUGGUGAUUAGUGUAAAAUCAGAUUUUGGAAAAUUGUAUAAUAUGGUUGUCAUCCUUAGAUUAGGUUUGUAAGGAUGGUCACGUCUUCAAUUUGGAAACCAAUUUCAUGUACUGUUUGCUAGCUUCAAUCAAAAUUAAUGCUAUCAUGUGAUUAUCCCGAACCAUAUAAUAAUUUCUCAUACUUUACUCCUUUCUUUCUUUUCCUGUUUCAUUUCCAUUCCAUAAAGUGUACCAUUUGCCAAUUGCAAUCCU
Molecule: messenger RNA, 2276 nt
Organism: Cornus florida
Lineage: Eukaryota; Viridiplantae; Streptophyta; Magnoliopsida; Cornales; Cornaceae
Product: probable sulfate transporter 3.5
Exons: 11
Coding region: 51-1997 (648 amino acids)
Biological process (GO): transmembrane transport
Cellular component (GO): membrane
Molecular function (GO): secondary active sulfate transmembrane transporter activity
Source: RefSeq, a predicted model, not a curated record